Molecule: messenger RNA, 1143 nt
Organism: Penicillium manginii
Lineage: Eukaryota; Fungi; Ascomycota; Eurotiomycetes; Eurotiales; Aspergillaceae
Gene: pex19
Product: putative peroxisomal membrane protein receptor Pex19
Exons: 3
Coding region: 1-1143 (380 amino acids)
Biological process (GO): protein import into peroxisome membrane
Cellular component (GO): peroxisome; peroxisomal membrane
Source: RefSeq, a predicted model, not a curated record
AUGGCGACCCCUUCUGUCCCUGCUGACAAGGAGUCCUCCCCCGCGACUGCUCCUGCGCCUCCCAUCGAAACCCCGCAGAACCAACCGACUGCCCAACCAAGGGAUGAUGAGGACUCGGACUUUGACGAACUAGAUGAGGUCCUAGAUGAUUUCUCCAAACCGAAGGCUCCUCAGCCCGCACCGCCUGCGCCAUCGGCCAACACGAUCGGCGCCGGUGCGGCACCGGCUGAUUUCGAUGAAGAUGCUUUCCUGAAAGAGUUGGAGAAAAACAUGGCUAGUAUGAUGGGCGAUGGUGGAGCUGCCGCUGGACUUGCGGCCGGGGCUGGAGCCGGAGCUGGAGCUGAUGCAGCUGGGGGAGCCGAUUUCCAAAAUUUCCAGCAAUCCUUAGAGGGGGGUGCCGAUGCCUUUGCCAAACAGCUCGAGGAUAGUGGAAUCCCGCCUGGGGACUUUUUGAAACAACUACUUGCUGAUGUGAUGGCCGAGGAGGGUGGUAGCGGUGCUGGUAUGGAUGCUGCCGCUGCAUUGAGCGGUGCUACAUCCUCACCUGCACCCGCUGCGACUGCGUCUUCUACACCGGGUGUCAACUCCGACCAGCCUGCUGAAUCUUUCAAUGAAGCUAUUCAGCGGACCAUGGAGCGGAUGCAGGACUCUGGAAAUCGCGCUACGGAGGCCGCGUCUGCGGACGAUGGGCUAUCAGAAGAUAUGCUUGCCCAGUUACUCAAGGCUGUCGAGGCCGGUGCCUCUGGUGGAGGUGAAGAUGGCGGUGACCUUACCAAGAUGUUUAUGGGUAUGAUGGAGCAGCUCUCCAAUAAGGAGAUGCUUUACGAGCCCAUGAAGGAGCUGGAUGGCAAAUUCGGUCCCUGGAUCGAGAAGAAUAAGACCGAGGGCAAGGUCCCUGCGGCAGAUAUGGAACGUUAUGAAACACAAGCACGCAUUGUCAAACAGAUUGUGACGAAGUUCGAGGAGACAGGGUACUCGGAUGAGGAUCCGAAAUGCCGCGAGUAUGUUUGGGAGCGCAUGCAAGAGAUGCAAGCAGCUGGGAGCCCACCGGAGGAACUCAUUUCCAACCCUCUCAUGGGUGAUCUUGGAGGAGCAGCUGCGGGAGCGAUGCCCGAGGGAAUGCCCGAUUGCCCGCAACAAUAA